AUGCCCUCUCCAGAAAUCCAAACUACCUCAAGAGGACCUAAAGAAAAGAGGAAAAGAAUCAUGGACCCAGAAGAAUACGAGAAAUUAAAACGGAAUAUUGGAUCAAAACGGUCAACGGCCUAUAAAUUGACAAACAACAACCUUUUCAUUAAACACGACAAAUGGAAACGAGUAAUUAAGCAACCUGAGCAUAAAAAGAUAAUAGCCGAAGUACACAAUCUGGCACACAGUGGGAAACGGCGGACAAUGGCUAAAAUCAAAGAACUCUAUUGGUGGCCGGAUAUGCUGAAGCAUAUUUCCGACUACAUCGAGUCCUGCGAUUCAUGCCAGCGCGAUACCAAACCCAAGCACAAAAACCCACUGAAUCCGAUAGCAGUAUCAGGACCAUUCGAUAUUGUGGGAAUAGACCAUGUUGGACCCUUAACAAAAUCAAAGAAAGGUUAUGAGUAUAUCAUUGUUGCCCAAGACUAUCUAACGAAAUGGCCUAUAGCAGAAGCGAUUAUCACUGACCAAGGCGCCGCUUUCACUAGACAUCGAUGGAGAUCAAUGAUGGAACUAUGGAAGAUCAAACAUAUUACUACAUCAGCGGCGAAUCCACAAGCAAAUGGUCAAGUUGAAAGAAUGAAUCAAACUAUACUCAAAUCCUUAUGCCGCACCCUAGGUGCAAAAAAAGAAUUAUGGCCCGAUAUACUCCAAUUGGUACUCAUGGACUAUAGAGUAUCCAAACAAGACACCACUGGCUACUCACCAUCGCAAUUGCUAUUCGGAAGACAAAUGCGCUUACCAAUCGAAACAGACUAUGAAACAAGAGAAACGGAAGAUUGGGAGAAAAUGAUAAAAACAAGAAUUGCUCAGUUAGAAUCGAUCGAACAAAAUCAGAUACAGGCAUCCGAACGUAUAAAGGCAAAACAACAGAAAAUGAAAAAACGGUAUGACCACAGCAUCGAAAAGAAAGAGGAAUUUAAAGUAGGAGAGCUGGUACUCCUCUACGGACCAAAGAAAUCGAAACUUGAAACUACGGCAACUGGACCUUAUAGAAUUAAAUCAAUCGGCAAAUACAAUACUUACAAACUCGAAACGCUCGGAGGUACACCAUACCUUUCGGUAACGGGGACUCGACUUAAUCGCUACAAGGAUAGGAGUGGUAAUGUCCGUAUAGAAAUUUAG
Molecule: messenger RNA, 1167 nt
Organism: Paraglomus occultum
Lineage: Eukaryota; Fungi; Glomeromycota; Glomeromycetes; Paraglomerales; Paraglomeraceae
Source: the annotation of a GenBank genome assembly